CAAAGUGGUUAUAAUGUAUAAGUUUUAAUAUUUUAAUGGUCGUAUAAAGUUUUUCCAAACGCAGCUUACGCCUAUAUAGUAACUUUAGUGUGAUUUGACUGCGCUGCGCUUCAGUCGUAGAGUCGUACGAACUAACGCUUUUCUCGCUCGGAACUCGAGGCAAACACACGUCCGCCCGCCCUGUAACUGACCAUUGCAUAAAGUUUCGCCGCGCUCAAGUGAAAACUUAUUAAUUAGGAGAUUAUUUGUGCUUUUAUUGUGUUUUGUGACUUAUUUAGACUAAGUGUAUUUUAAAACUGUAAUUUAUACAUUUUCGUAGUGAGUACGGAUUUCGGCACAGUUGAUAAAUAAUUUUUCAAACUGGUGAGCCAAGGAUCAGAUGGCGCGCGCAUUCAAUGCGCCGACGCAUGUCCGCUGACUACCGCGGCCUUUCACGUUGCUUCCGACGCUAUGAUGAACGAUAUUUCAGCCAGCUCCUAUGCUGCCGAGGCACGCAGAAUGCAACUAUAUUCGCACCCUCAUGUCAGUCAUAGAGAGCUGUCGAUCCACGCCGUUCCUACCCACGACCUGCUGAAGCCCAAGGAGGAACCUCCAUAUAGUCUGGCCUCAUCAGAUCAUUGCACCGUUAACCUGUCUCAUACAAAUAAAAGGCUAGAGAGAGCCUGCAAUCACUAUGAAAGAGGGAACUCUCCGCUCAUCUCUAGAAUGAAGGCCAUACCAGCCGUGUCUACCACAUUGUCUGAUGCUAUAAGUCAUUCCGAACCGAAAGUAGACGCCACAUCAAGUUCCAGCUCGGGAAAUUCCGAAAAAUCCACCACAAAUUCAGAAGCAACGAAGCCGCCAUAUUCCUACGUUGCUCUGAUAACAAUGGCUAUACAAAAUAGCGAAACGAAAAAGGCGACUCUCAGCGAAAUCUACGCAUAUAUUACAAAGGAGUUUCCAUACUUUCAAAAGAACAAGAAAGGCUGGCAGAAUUCCAUUCGACACAACUUGAGUCUGAACGAAUGCUUCGUCAAAGUACCAAGAGAAGGCGGUGGCGAACGCAAAGGCAACUACUGGACUCUCGAUCCACAAUGCGGUGAUAUGUUUGAAAAUGGAAAUUUCCGACGGCGCCGCCGUAUGAAGAGACCCUUUCGUGGAACUCCUUAUGGCAAAGGACUGUAUGGUGAGGCUUACCACACGGGGCCAAUGGGCCAACCACACGUGCAGUCCCUUUCCAUAUCCGCGAAUUACUUCGGGCCUGGCACCUACUCAUCAUCUUAUCCACCAUUUGACUCGAGUUGGCUUAGUCAACCGACGUCUAGCUUGGGUUACGGAAGUACUUGCUCGCCACACUCCAACAUUCAACACCAGGCGUCGCCAUUCGGAUCGUAUAUCACUCAGCAAUUACAAGAACAGUUGCAGAGUCCGCUACAACCCAUUCCAAUAUCUAUGAAUACGCCGUAUUCAAUGAGUUUUCCGAGUUUUGAUUCAUCACCAAAUUCCGCUCCAUCGUAUACGACGGGUGACAAUCAUCCAAUGUCUCAUCACGAUGUUAGCGGCGGUGAUGGCCCUGCUCAUUACUGGGUGACAGAUUCCAACGCCAGUCAUCCUAGGACAUAUGAGCAUCCGAGCACGGUGCGUCCUGCCUCGCAUGAUGAAGGCAUUGACAUGGCCGAAUCGGCUGCCAGAUAUCUGCUAUGGUCUGAUGUGGGAAAGGAUGAUUCUUUAACGUUCCCUACUGGUGAGACCUAAUUUAAAGGACUAAGAGGGAAUUAAAGCGAUUUAUUAAAGGCCCACCGUCAACAGGAUAUAUUAAUAUUUCAUAGAUGUCAUUAUCGAAUGAAAAUUCUUUAGAAUUUUGUCCGUCAAUACCGUUGUCUAAUUAUUGAGAUCAUGGGGCAUGCUUAAUAUAAAUAGCUAAUUUCCAAAUGAUUAAAAAAUGUAGUUGAUGUGUUAUAACGACUGCUUUAUAUGUAAAAACACUUAUUUUAACAACUCCUAAUAACUAUCAUACAAUUUAGCCAAUGGGCUCAUUCUCUUAUUGUGAUUAGUGCUAAGAGACUAGAACUGUAUAAAACUCAUAAAAAAGGACUUUGUGUUUAAAGAAUUCAGGUUUAUAAAAAACAAUUGAAAUCAGUACUUAUAACUAAAGUACCCUCUCUUUCGUCCCUUUUCAAAUUGUGCGAAAAUCGCCAUGUAGCAUUUAAAAUGCAAAUUUAUAUGCUUAUAUGAUAUUAACCGACUUCUAGUUAAAGGUAUUCAAUUCAAUGUUUUUUUAUGAACUAUUUUCAUACAUUUAAACUUUGAAUUCUUGGUAUUACGAUUUAAUACCACUUAAAUACAAUAGUUAAUUAAUAUAAUUAUAAUGAAUUUUUGCUAAUACUACUGCGUUUAUUAUUCGAUUACAAAUACUAGACCUAAACGAAAACCAAAACGAAUUAUCUAUAAAAUCAAAUUAGUAAUGAAUUCCAAGCUUUUUUAUGUGAUGUGUAUUCGUAAGCGACAAUUUUUUAAUGCAUUUAUUGACGAAACAAAUUAUGGAAGUUGGAACAUUCGUGUUUUAUUUUUUUAAGAGCCUGCUUUUUUACGGUUCUAACGCUUUUUUAAUAUUGCUAAAUAAUAUAUCAUUCUCUAUACUAUACCGCGUAUUGUAGGAAUUCGACUUUUCUAAACAACGAUUUUUAUUUAUCGUUGAAGUGUGUACUCUUAAAAAAAUAAUCUAAUUGCAGACUUUUAACUAAGUAACCUUUCGUCUGAGAAUUCUUUAGUUAAAAUGCUAUAAUUUUAUGAAUUAGGGGUUUUUUAUCUAUAACUCGUUGUACAUAAUUUUAAAAGGCCAAACUGAUUAUCAGCGCCAUCUUUUAUCUUUACUGUGCUUUUGUAUACUCUCUAUAAUUUAUAUUUGAUCUAUUAAUAAAUGUAUAAAUGUGUUAAAAUAUUUUAAAACUAUUAAUAUUACGCUGUGUAUGAUUAAGACAUACAUUAUCUUCAAUUAUCUGAUAGUUCUACUAUUGUACCUAAUUUAUCAAGAUAACUGAUAGAUAAAUGAUUUUUUUCUACACAAAAAUCCGUCUAUCUUCUAUCACCGACUGAAAAAAAAGAAAGUAUUUUUGGAAAUUUUCUGUAACGUUCAGGGUAUAAAAUAAAUAUUAAAUUUAUAACUAUAUAUAUACUAUCAAAAUUCAUUUUACUAUCAAUUCAUUUAAUACAGAGUAACUUAAUUCAGAGCCGUAAUAGUUUUUUACAAUAUAUAAUUUAAUAUUUAAUGUUUUUAAUUAUGUGUGUUCCCGUUAGAUGGCGCCAGAUUCGCCUUGAAUUGGCUAUGAAAUAGUGAUAGUUCACUAGUGUCUUUAUUCUGAAUCUUACUCUGAGGUAUACAUUUAAAGAAAAUAUUCACCAUACUGGUAAUGUUUUAGUACAUAUUUUGCAUUACCUAUAGUAAAAAACUUCAACGUUACGUGGUUGUGGCGCCAUCUCCCUCGAAUAGUUAAAUGUUGUGUCAAACGUGUGUAAUGCAUCUGUCGUGUCGUGUACUAUACAUUAAUUGUACUAUUAUGAAGCAUUGAUCUUCAAUGCUAUUUAACUUUGGAAUACUUAACUAGAAAAUCCCGGGAAUCACGGCAUUAUUAAAAGUCUUGCGUGAUACUUUGAAAUCACGCUAGAUUAUUAUUAGGUAAAAACAUUUCUAUUGACAUUUUUAUUUAUUUAGAUGUCUUUAGUGUUAAGUUCAUUGGGUGUUUACCAGUGUUUCUAGAGUUCUAAGUUAGGUGUUGUGCAAGUAAAUUACGAAUAUUGACGUUCCUCCUUAUUUCAGAUUUUAUGAACCAUAGAUAUAAGUGUAUGUUGGAUAUCCUUAACUUGUGGAACUGUUUUAUCGAUAGCAUUUAUGUUAAUUUGUUUUUAUUUAUAGAUAUUUUAUUGUUAAUCUGUUGAACAGAUUAAAAUAUUCAAAUAAAUAAUA
Pieris rapae (cabbage white) is the source of this 3943-nucleotide messenger RNA. Its product is annotated as forkhead box protein L1. The record is from RefSeq and is a predicted model, not a curated record. The coding region runs from base 451 to 1734 and encodes 427 amino acids. Gene Ontology annotation, biological process: anatomical structure morphogenesis; regulation of transcription by RNA polymerase II; cell differentiation. The transcript is spliced from 11 exons. Lineage: Eukaryota; Metazoa; Arthropoda; Insecta; Lepidoptera; Pieridae. Gene Ontology annotation, molecular function: RNA polymerase II cis-regulatory region sequence-specific DNA binding; DNA-binding transcription factor activity, RNA polymerase II-specific.